UCUUCUGCUCCUACAAGAGGGAAGGGAAGGCAUGUGUUGAACAACUUAGAAGCACACACGAAAACACUCGUUAGGAAAUUGACGCCAUUCCUGAGGAUUUUCUUUUUCGUGACAGUUAGCCGAAGCACUCGUGUUCACAAGAAACGAUGAAGCUCCCGAGGAUGGCACCCUAUUGACGAUCUUAAUCAGCAUCAUCAUCAUACUAAUUAAACUGCCUAGCUAACCGUCCACGAGCCAAUUAACAGGGGGAGAAGACUUUAAUUUGGAAAAUCAAACACACACACACGAGAAAAUGGAGAGCGUGGUGCAACUCUGGAGUGACUGGGAAAUCCAGUUGCUAAUGCUCCUUAGCUUCACACUGCAGAUGCUGCUAUUCUUCAGCGGAGGCUUGCGGCGGUGUAGCACCAAGGCACUAGUUAGGUUUUGCCUGUGGAUAGCAUACUUGGGGGCAGAUAUGGUAGCACUUUAUGCCCUUGGUUAUCUCUCACGACACCAAGAUGUCAUCAUUGGAGGGAGCACAUUGAGGGAGGUUCACCCACUGUCUUUCCUUUGGGCACCAUUCCUUCUCAUGCAUCUUGGUGGGCAGGAUACUAUCACUGCAUUUGCCAUUGAGGAUAACAACAUGUGGCUGAGACAUUUGUUAAAUCUGGGAGUCCAAGUUGCUUUGACCCUAUAUGUCUUUUGGAAGUCAGUGGAUCGCCAUAAUGUACAUAUCCUAAUUCCUGGCAUCUUUUUAUUUGUUGCUGGCAUCAUCAAGUAUGGAGAGAGAACAUUGGCACUCAUGCACAAUAGUGGAUGGCCGAAGGAAAGGCCGUUGUGGUCUAAUUCCAUGGGGCAGUACAAUUUUCUGAGCUACUUGGGUUGUGACGAGUCAAGGCUGUCCAAGCUAGUGAAAAAAGUAAUAAGGAAGAUGGGGAGCCUAGUUGGCGCUGGAGAGGAAGCAGGAACGUCCUUGUGGAUGAGCAAGCUGUUAGACACCAAAAGUUACUACUGGACUCAUAUGAAUUUUGGCUAUGCUAUUGUGUACUUUCAUAUAUUUACAGAGGUGCACCUAUCGAACUAUUAUCUUCAUGAGGUAUUGGCCAGUGUGUGCCGGAAACUAUCCAACUACAUGCUCUACCUUUUGGUGAGACACCCUGAAAUGUUGCCGGUCAGUGGCACUGCUGAACCUACCUUGAAAUUCUUUCUUGGCAGCAUUACUUACAGAAAUGACCACUACAAGAAUAGAACCCUAAAAAGGGCGAGAGAUCGGCUGCAAAUUCAAGAACCUGCAGAUAUGGGCAUAAAGACAUUAGAGGAGAUCAGAGACAUGUGGGCGAUGCUUCUCAUCUACUCUGCAGGCAAGUCCAAGGCAAACAUGCACGCAGCGCAGCUGAGCAAAGGCGGGGAGCUCCUUACCUUUGCUUGGUUGCUUAUGGCCCAUCUACAGCUUGGAGACGUUGGCGAGCAAUUUGAAUUCCUUUUUGGCAGCGUCCCUGGUCCGGAGAGCAAAGAGGACAACAGAGACUUGCAGUGGCGGAGCCAGGAUCUCACGACGCCUAGGGCUCAAAUUGAAGGAACUAUCCAUGAUAAUUCAUACGCUGAAGUACAAAGUACAGAUAAAAAAAACUGCAAGACUGAAAUAACAGAGCAAAAUCAAGCCUAA
Oryza sativa Japonica Group (Japanese rice) is the source of this 1645-nucleotide messenger RNA. RefSeq lists its product as uncharacterized. The record is from RefSeq and is a predicted model, not a curated record. Lineage: Eukaryota; Viridiplantae; Streptophyta; Magnoliopsida; Poales; Poaceae.